Messenger RNA from Trematosphaeria pertusa, 2073 nucleotides. RefSeq names its product DUF654-domain-containing protein. The record is from RefSeq and is a predicted model, not a curated record. The transcript is spliced from 2 exons. Lineage: Eukaryota; Fungi; Ascomycota; Dothideomycetes; Pleosporales; Trematosphaeriaceae. Gene Ontology annotation, cellular component: RQC complex. Gene Ontology annotation, biological process: ribosome-associated ubiquitin-dependent protein catabolic process; rescue of stalled cytosolic ribosome. The coding region runs from base 1 to 2073 and encodes 690 amino acids. Gene Ontology annotation, molecular function: protein binding.
AUGUCUUCACGGGCCCUGCGGCGUGCUCAGAAAGAGCUGGAAGAGCGGCAACGCUUGGAAAAAGCGGCCCAAAGGAUAGAGCACGACAAGGAAGAGGCGUCAGAGGAAGAAGAAGAAGAAGAAGAAGAAGAAGCGACAAUAGCGCAUCCCACGACACCGAAGCCUAGUUUAUUCGCCUUGCUUGGAGAUGCAGACGGUGACGACGAAGAUGAGCCCCCAGACGCCGCGGACGAGGCUCCGGAUGAAGCUCGAAAAGCAGACGCCGACCUGCCUCAAGCACCCAAGCUCUCCAAGAAGAGCAAAAAGAAGAAAAAGAAGGGCAAGGGCAAAGGGAAAACUCCAGAGCUGGAGAAAACGGCUGCUCGAUCCAAUGACUUGUCGGGUCUUGAUGAGAUUGACCAGGCGCUGCUUGCACUCAAUCUCAGCGCAAAUGCAAAAUCUGGCGAUAGAUCUGCCCAGCUAACCUCGAUUAUCAGCGGAGAGAUGCAGCAACUGUACUCUGUCCUAGCCGUGGAUACGCAGCAUCUGCAUGCUGCGAACGAGAUGCGUAAACUCUUCGGCCGUGCCGCAGUCCAGAGCGGCGAUGACGAUGAGCCACGAGCGAGACAGCGGCACGGCCAGCAAGGUGGUAUUGCUGCAGCAGUUGCAGGCCGAAAUGCGCCAGGACGUAAUCUCGCUUCCCUGGGACUGCGCCGGAACAUCUUCAUACAAGGAAAAGAAGAAUGGCCACGCGCAACGUCAGGCGGCCUGGGUAUGGAGGUGGUGGAGAGGCGGUCCGAUGGCUCCGUUGAGUACCGGUUCAUACACAAUAUGACCUAUCAGUCCGUUCAGAGGCAGUUCGAGACAUGCGUCGCGUCUAUGGAUCCGGAGCGAAUGAUCCAUCUCCUCCACUUCAACCCAUAUCACAUCUCCACACUACUUCAAGUUUCGGAGAUCGCCAAGCAGCAACGAGACAAUGCAACCGCUGGCGAGCUAUUGGAGCGGGCGCUAUUCUCUUUCGGUAGAGCAGUGCACUCGACCUUUGCGAGCAAUCUUUCCCAAGGCAAAGCCCGUCUUGACUUUCGGCGCCCGGAAAACCGCGAGUUUUGGCUGGCAGUCUGGCGUUACAUUGCUACGCUCGAAAUCCGCGCAACAUGGCGCACCGCUUUCGAAUGGGCCAAGCUAUUGCUCAGCAUGGCUCCGGAGGACGACCCGUACUGCAUACGGCUAUUGAUCGAUCAACUGGCACUACGAGGCCGAGAACCUCAGGCUUUGGUUGACAUAGCGGCGUCGGAUCAUUUGCAGCGUGCCUGGAAAAUUCCGCCUAAUCUCGCCUACUCAGUGGCACUCGCUCACGCCCGCCUCAAGAAGCCUGAGGAGGCCAGGAAAUCACUUCGAUUGGCCAUAAAGGAAUACCCUUGGAUUGCUGCCCGUAUCUGCAAAGAGUUGGAAAUUUCGCCCAUACCGAAGUCAAUAUGGGGGAAAGAGCCUCUAGGAGAUCAUCAAGAGCUGCUAUGUCAGCUGUACGUACCACGCGCCAAGGAUCUCUGGAAUACAACAGAAGCGACGUCGCUUCUAGUCGAAGUUUGCUACUCAUUUGAGGAGCCAAUCGACGGGCCUGAGACCCCAUACUGGCUUGCGGAUAUCAACGAGGUGGAUCUUGCUCGCCAUGUUAUCCUUUCAGACGAUCGCUCCCUCUUAAGCCUCCUCGAUCCACGCAUCAAGGCGAAAUACACUUCUACAUCGGACCCGCUACCGCCCGACGAUAACAUCAAUUCCUACAGCAUCUCUGCAGGAGGACAUGGCGCGCAAAACGUCGGCGGCAAUCAAGCCCAACUUCUUGCCGAACUUGAGCGAUUGCGGCAGUACUUCUCAACCAUCGACCUGGGGGAGCAAAUGAACAUCGAAGGUGAUCUGACCGAAGACGAGCUCUUGCGUGCACUCGAGCGGGCAGGGACUUCCUAUGAGGAGUUCAGGAGGAAUGCGGAGAGAGUGCAACUUCUGAGGCUGCGAUUGCAGGACUUGGGUGUGCAAGUCAUCUUCCAGGGAGAGGACGACGGAGAUAGGGAGCCAGCCACGGACUCUGAUGGAUGA